Peniophora sp. CBMAI 1063 is the source of this 762-nucleotide messenger RNA. Lineage: Eukaryota; Fungi; Basidiomycota; Agaricomycetes; Russulales; Peniophoraceae. The record is from the annotation of a GenBank genome assembly.
AUGUAUCUCCGCGCCGUUCACGCCGAAGGUCAUCUACCGACGCUCCGCUCACUCGUCCGCACCCAGCCUCUCGGCAUCUUCACGACAGUAAUCGCCGGAUCUUCUCAGUUCCCGCUACUACAAAGCACCCACAUCCCGUUCGUUCUCGAUGUCGCCGACGAGUCGUCUGAGACUGAACUCGGCACCCUACGCGGGCACAUGGCGCGCGCCAAUCCUCAUUCGAAGGCGAUGAUCGAGAACUUGAGCGGGAAAAGUGAGGCGUCGCAAGUGUUGGAGAACGAAGUCAUGGUGCUAUUCAACGGACCCGUCCACCACUACGUCACGCCCAAGUUCUACACCGAGACUAAACCCUCGACGGGCAAGGUCGUGCCAACAUGGAAUUACGCUGCGGUGGAGGUGCGGGGGCGAGCGCGAGUGUACUUCGAUAGUAAGAGCGGGACGGCAGGGGCAUUCUUGGACAGGCAGGUCCGGGCAUUGACAGGCCUCUGCGAGAAAGGCAUCAUGGGAUACGAGAGGCCUUGGAGUGUGGAGGAUUCGCCGGCGAGCUAUGUGGAGAUACUGAAGAAAGCGAUCAUAGGGAUAGAGAUUGAGAUCACAAGUAUGGUGGGGAAAUGGAAGAUGAACCAGGAAUUGUCGGACGGCGAUAGGAAGGGUGUGGUUGGAGGCUUCGAGGUGCUGGGUGGGGAUGCGGGAGUGUGUAUGGCACAAAUAAUACAGGAGAGGGCGGAGAUCGCAGAGAGGAAGAAGGCAGAGAAGAAGUGA